AUGGACCUUCUUCAGUUCCUGACCUCCCUGUCUGUCCUGCUAUUGUCUGAAACAGGAGUCACAGACACCCUGAGGACCUCCCUGGACCCGAGCCUGGAGAUCUACAAGAAGAUGUUUGAGGUGAAGCGGCGGGAGCAGCUGUUGGCACUGAAAAACCUGGCACAGCUGAACGAUGUCCACCAGCAGUACAAGAUCCUGGAUGUCAUGCUCAAGGGGCUCUUUAAGGUGCUGGAGGACUCCCGGACAGUGCUCACUGCUGCAGGUGUGCUCCCAGAUGGGCCCUUCCCCCAGGACGAGAAACUGAAGGAUGCUUUCUCCCAGGUGGUGGAGAACACGGCCUUCUUCGGUGACGUGGUGCUGCGCUUCCCAAGGAUCGUGCACCACUAUUUUGACCACAACUCCAACUGGAACCUCCUCAUCCGCUGGGGCAUCAGCUUCUGCAACCAGUCGGGCGUCUUUGACCAGGGCCCCCACUCACCUAUCCUCAGCCUGAUGGCCCAGGAGCUGGGGAUCAGCGAGAAACACUCUGACUUCCAGAACCCAUUUAAAGUAGACCGCACAGAGUUCAUCUCUAGCACUGACCCUUUCCAGAAGGCCCUGAGGGAAGAGGAGAAACGCAGGAAGAAAGAAGAGAAGCGGAAAGAGAUCCGAAAAGGCCCUCGGAUCUCAAGAUCACAGUCUGAGUUAUAG
Rangifer tarandus platyrhynchus (Svalbard reindeer) is the source of this 690-nucleotide messenger RNA. The record is from the annotation of a GenBank genome assembly. Lineage: Eukaryota; Metazoa; Chordata; Mammalia; Artiodactyla; Cervidae.